UUUAUACUAAACAACCAACCCAAAGGUAGUGAAGAAAGUCCAGAAGCUCUAAUACUGAUCCAUCAUCUUCAACAGGAAGCAACUGAUUCCACAAUAUCAGAUCCAGUAGGAGAUCCAGGGAUCAGAUCUGCUGAAAUGAACCAGGAGGAACGGAGGAUCGUGCUGCUGGGGAAGACUGGUGUUGGGAAGAGUGCAACAGGAAACACCAUCCUGGGAAGAAGAAAUGCAUUUACAUCAAAACAAUCUUUUAACUCUGUAACAAAACACAGUGAACGUGCAGAAGCUGUGAUAGGAGGAAAACGUGUACGUGUGGUUGAUACACCAGGAUUCUUUGACACUAGGUCACUGUCACAAGGUCAGUUAGCAGAGGAGUUGUGCAGAAGUGUCAAACUCUCACAAGACGGAGUUCAUGCUUUCAUUCUGGUUUUCAAAUUUGGACCAUUUACAAAACAAGAAGAGGAAAUAAUUACAAAGUUAAAAAAGGCUUUUGGUCAGAAGGUUUUAGAUCACACAAUUCUUCUGUUUACUCAUGGUGAUGGUGUAGGAGAGGAAGAAAUAGAUCAGGCAGUACGUGGAAAUAAAAGUCUCCAAAGAGCUUUAGAUCAGUGUGGAGAAAGAUUUUACUUCAUUAACAACUCAGCUCUAAACAACAGAGAUCAGGUCACUGAACUUCUGCAGAAGAUAGACAGGAUGGUGCAGCAGAAUGGAGGAAGAUUCUACACUAAUGAGAUGUAUAAGAAAGCACAGAGCUUAACCUUGAAUGAAUUAUGGGAAAAAUGUAAGAAAUGUUUUUUUAUGAUUAUUGAUAUACUCACUCAGAGGUUAAGUCCGCUAACAGAACUGGUUUUGAGAUUGUUGUCACGGUUCUCUCAGAGAGAGGAGAGUGAGCAUUUGUUGCAUAUGGACUAGUUGCUGGUGGUUGAGGAAUGGAAGGUUCUGUUCAGGAGGCAGAAUCCUGCAGAACCCCUCUGAAGUAAAGUAACUUUAUAUUAAUGAGAGUUUAAAAUCACAAGGAGACACAGAGAUAGUUUAAUCAUGAAAUCAUUUCUAUUAUGCUAUAGUAGUUUAUAUCUUUAAAUAGAAUCAAAUAAAAUCUUUAUCACUAUACACAGGUACAAUGACAUUUUGUAUGGCAGUGAUAGAGAAAAAUAGUAGCAGUAAAAAUCACAAAUUAUUUUAGUCUUAAAAAAACAUGACAAUGAUUUUAGUUCUGAUGAUUGUUUCUAAUUUAAUGUUCUAGUGUUGAUGUAUAAGCUUCUUUAAGGUUUUUGUUUUUUAUUCUCUGUAUUCUUACUGUUAAAUACUCCUCACAAUCUACACAAUUAUAUCAAACUACAUAAAAUAUAAGAAAUAUUUACAGUAAAGCUAAUAUGUGUAUAUAGUAUAAACAAUAUGUACUGUUACUUCAUUAAUCUUUAUUAACUAUUAAAACCAAAGCAAUUUAUUUUAGAAUUAUACUGCACG
Messenger RNA from Trichomycterus rosablanca, 1464 nucleotides. RefSeq names its product GTPase IMAP family member 9-like. NCBI's taxonomy places the organism in Eukaryota, Metazoa, Chordata, Actinopteri, Siluriformes, Trichomycteridae. The coding region runs from base 136 to 909 and encodes 257 amino acids. The transcript is spliced from 3 exons. The record is from RefSeq and is a predicted model, not a curated record. Gene Ontology annotation, molecular function: GTP binding.